This is a messenger RNA of Carica papaya (papaya), 1323 nucleotides long. RefSeq lists its product as uncharacterized. Lineage: Eukaryota; Viridiplantae; Streptophyta; Magnoliopsida; Brassicales; Caricaceae. Gene Ontology annotation, biological process: ubiquitin-dependent protein catabolic process. The record is from RefSeq and is a predicted model, not a curated record. Gene Ontology annotation, cellular component: endoplasmic reticulum. Gene Ontology annotation, molecular function: metal ion binding; ubiquitin protein ligase activity.
UAUCUUCUUCGGUAUAAACUGGAUGCAUUCAGAUUCUUUGAAUUUUUUUUUUCUUUUUAAUGUUUGUUAAUUGUUUCUUUUUGUAUCUUCUGGUUUAAUUGAUCAUGAACUCUUCUAUUGUCUUCGAUCGUAAAAUAUUUUGUGUUAAUUGAAUGCCGAAUAAUGUGUGUCGCAAUGCGCCAUUUUGAUUUUAAAGAGGGAUCUGAGGAGCUUUGAUGUUUUUGUUCGGGUUUCUUUUUUGUUUCUGUUUUUGAGGCGGAAGGGAGGAGGGGGGUCGAUACGGUGAAUUUUUGGGCAAAAGUUAAGUUCGUUUGGUCGUUGGAAAAAUGAAGGGUGAAAAGAUGAGGAAUUGCUUGGUAAUUGAGUUUUGGCAAUCUAGAGAUGUCGAGUGGGUUUGGGGAAUCAGCAAGCAGACAUCCCCCAGGCCCUUCUUGCUCUAGCGGCAAUAGCAGCAAUGAUGCGGGUGAUUUUGAAUGCAAUAUUUGCUUCGACUUAACUCAAGACCCCAUUGUAACUUUAUGUGGUCAUUUGUUCUGCUGGCCCUGUCUCUACAAGUGGCUUCAUAUUCAUUCGCAUUCACGGGAAUGUCCGGUUUGCAAGGCUGUGGUUGAAGAGGAGAAGUUGGUCCCAUUAUAUGGCAGGGGAAAAAGGUCUACUGACCCCAGGUCUAAAUCCAUUCCUGGCUUAAACAUUCCAAACCGCCCAGCUGGGCAGAGACCUGAAACAGCACCUCCACCAGAGCCAAACCAUUUUCCUCAAAAUGGUUUUGGGUUCAUGGGAGGUUUGGGAGGGUUUGCACCAGCAACAACUGCAAGAUUUGGGAAUUUUACAUUAUCAGCAGCCUUUGGUGGUCUUAUCCCAUCAUUAUUCAACCUACAGGUGCAUGGAUUUCCAGAGGCUGCAAUGUAUGGUCCAGCUGCUGGUUUUCCUUAUGGCUUUUCUAAUUCAUUUCAUGGUGGCCACGUGCAUGGUUAUCCUAGGCAUACUGGUCAAGGACAGCAAGAUUAUUAUCUGAAGAAGCUUCUUCUUUUUAUCGGGUUUUGCGUUCUAUUUGCUCUUCUUUGGCAUUAGAAAAAAGCUGCCAACUGCUAACAGAUGCUUAGUCAUUUCAUGUGGUUGUAAAUCUUGUAGCACAUUCUGUGCUUUACUUUUAUGGCAAUUGAAGAAUUGUUCACAUAUCAUACUUCCAGUGUUUUGUAUCUUCUUCAACAGUUGUUAUUAGCUUUUGGAUAUAUGCUUGUUAGGCAUUUGCAUUGUGAGAUUUUGCUCCUUUCUCCAUUUGUCAUUGGAGUUUAUCUUAUAAUGGUAAAGAUUUUUUUGGCA